Messenger RNA from Yamadazyma tenuis ATCC 10573, 6656 nucleotides. The record is from RefSeq and is a predicted model, not a curated record. NCBI's taxonomy places the organism in Eukaryota, Fungi, Ascomycota, Pichiomycetes, Serinales, Debaryomycetaceae.
AUGGAAGAACACUAUCAAGACUCGAGCCACAACAUUGACGAGCUCAAGCGGUUCCUCUUUCGCCUCCCCGCUGAACAGCAGUUCUACUUUUCCAACCAUACCCGCAAGACCAUCCGCAAACAGCUUUUCCAAGCCAUUUCCUGUGGUGGAAAGUUUCUCCCGUGGUUUUUCCCCAAUGCAUUUCCAGAUCUCCACCUGGCACCAACGGCCGAAGGAAUGUUACAAACGAUCCAUGACGAGUUCGACAGCAGCUACAGUGUCUACUACAAAACGAGUCUCCACAAGCGGGACCCAAAGUUCAAUUCCCAUAAUCACCACGCGUUCCACUCGGGUCUGCCGUGUGCACGUAUCUUCAGAAAAGGUGAGCCGAUUUACCGGUGUUUAACCUGUGGCUACGAUGACACGUGUGCGCUCUGCUCGCACUGUUACGUCCCCGAAGCCCACGCCAACCACAACGUCCAUAUUGCCAUUUCGUUGAGAGAAAACGGUGGGGUGUGCGACUGUGGAGACCCCGAGGCGUGGGUCAACGAGUUUCCUUGCCCCUACGCUUCCAACGACAGAGAGGCAAAUAUACUACGAAAUAGUACCAUGCCAGUGGAGUUGGAGACGGCGUUUCUCCGGACGAUGGAGACCAUUCUUGACUACGUUAUCGAUGUCAUGACCCAUUCCGACCUCCAGUUCACUCCCGCCAACGAGCUCACCAACGACUUUGUGGACUUUUACUCCACAAACAGCGAGUUGGACUCGACUAAGUAUGGGUUCGAUGAUCCCCAGAUUUUCGAUCUCAAUAGUGAAGAGUUUUGCUUGAUGAUAUACAACGACCAGAAUAGACACUAUAGAGAAGCGGUUCAAAGAGUUCGACUAGCCAGCAGAAAAGUCAAAGAGUUUGCCAUCAUGGUGACGGAUAAGGCCCAGGAGUUUGGAAAGGCAAAGGUCGUCACUUCGGUGGAUGUAGACGUUUUGAAGGAAAGACAAAGGAUUCUUGCGGCUACUGGCAUUGCAACUUCUAUAAGAAGCCUGAGAGACGUCUUUAGAGAAGACAUGUGUGAUGAGAUUCUCAACUGGAUUAGCGAACUCACUGAAAGCGAGAUGUUCAAGAUUUCCAAUUCUGUCAAAAAUACUUUUUGUAAAGCAUUUUGCAGAAAGUGGAGAAACGGGUUGAGAGACGAUCCAAAGAUUCACCAGUGGUUGCUUUAUAAUACCGGUUCCCUUGAUUUUUUCAACCAAAUCCCCAAAAUCCCGUCUAGUAGAUUGGAGUCCGACAGGAAUCCAGCUUCUCUGCAUUGGAAGUUUGUCCCCAAAAAAUGGAGGUUGGACCCAAAUAUCUGCAGAGAAUGCGAGUACAACUUGAAUACUGACGAUUAUGACCUUCACAAAAAUCAUAUCGGGUCCCGGCUCCAGUACUUCUGUUACCUUGAUAUUCGGUUCUGGAGAUCGAUCAGACUAUUGUUGCAUGAUAUGUACUCCACAUCGCUUAUCACCAACUUGAAGUAUAAGAACAUUAUUGCUUGUCAGUACGUGGACAUUUAUCCUACUAUUACCGACAUGUUUUUAUUAAAGGACAGAGAACCUGAAUUGAGUCUAAUGUCGACGUUGUCGACCCAAUUGUUCACUUGCCCUUCCAACUCCUCUUCCAUUGUUGAACAUGGGGACUUGGCAAGGAUAUUUGCUGCAAUCUACGGGUUUUUCACCGAUGAUAAAAUCAAGUCUCCUCAAAACGUCGAGGUAACUCACCAAAUUUCUCUCAAGAGCUUGAGGAACCGAAGAUGGGGUCAAAUUUUCUUCGACAUAGGCUACAUUCUAAGCAGAAAUAGGCAUGCUUUUACAGUGCUAUCUCCUGACGUGAUAGCCAUGGCAUGUGACAUAUUGGCUCUUUUCCAAGGAAGACCGGUGUUAAAACGGGAAAGUAAGAACCAUGUGGAGUUUGAAAACCCCGAAUAUAGUUCGUUCUUCCAGUCAGUGCUGGUGAUCUACCAAUUUGCAGAGUCCACCGCUCAUUCCCUUAACAACUUAAAGGAUGUCAGCGAUGAGACCAUCAAAGCGUUGUCGAAAAGAGCCAUUGCAGAUGUUUUCACAUUCCUUCUUAAUUUGGAAGUCAAUAAGUAUCCAGGCUUGACGGACGAGACCAUUGAUGUCAGUUUGGUACCACCGAAAGCAGACGGAACAAGCGAUAACACCAGCAUUGAAAAUUACAGCAUUGACAGUGGGAAAGUUAGUUUUCUUCAUCCCAUCCACUCGUUUGCUUCUUGGUUAUUGGAGUCUUCUUCUUUCAACUGCAUUGAGGUCGUUAGAGAGGUUCUUGACUCUACAUGCUCUCAAUUCUCACAAGCCGAAAAUGUCCAAAUUAGCCCAACUGUCUUUUUUGAGUAUUCGAUAAGGACUAUAGUGCUCAUGUCUCAAAUUAAGUCUGGGCUUUGGGUGAGAAACGGCUUUGGUAUCCGAUCUCAAUUACAGUUGUAUAAAAACACCAGCUUGAGAGAAAGCGGAUACAUGAGAGACCUCUUUAUGAUCCAACUUUUUUCCAAUUUGUACUCCCCAAAGUUGGUUUGUUUCACCAUACUCAAUCGUUGGCAACUAUUGAACGAGGCUGGUGAUGGAACCGCUUUAACAUAUGACUCUAAGACAUUGUCAUAUAUGCUUGAAGAGUGUUUGAACUUUUUCAUUCAUUUAUUGACGGAAGAUCUUUAUCUCCGUAGUUUGCCAGACAAGCAAACUGCUAGAACAAGAAUCGAGACAGAAAUCAUCCAGAACCUAUGCUUUGAACCUGUGAGCUAUACAAAGCUCUGUUCUCAAAUCCCCGACCACAUUGUUAUUGACAAACGGUUCGAUAUUGUUCUUCAUGAGUUGACUAUUUUCACUCCUCCUAAUACUAGUAAGGAUGUUGGAUCUUACAGAUUGAAGGAUAAAUAUUUCGAAAGAGUUAAUCCGUACUACUUCAAUUAUUCUGCUAACACCAGAGAUGAUGCUGUCAAGCUAAUAAAAGAAAAGGUGAGCACUACCAAGAAGAUCAAGAUGUCACAAGCUACUAUUACACCUUGCAUUAGAGAUCCUCUGGAGCUUGGAAUGUAUAAGUACGUGGGAAACUUUUCCAUUUCAAGCUAUUUUGAAGACUUCAUUAUCACGAACUUACUUUACGUGGAGGCUGUGGGAAUUGAGAAAGCUGACUCUCUAUUGGAAACGAUGUUGCAUCUUCUCCAUAUAUGUUCUUAUGAAAGUACCCUUAAUGUGGAAAAGUAUGGCUCUUUCUUCGACGUUAUUGCCAAAGGAACUGAAAAUUCCGUGUAUGCUCCUUUUGGAAACUCGUAUACUAUUGCAAGCUUUUUGUACAAGUUUUUGUCAACCGACUGUUACAAGGAACACCACUCUAAAAUUAGAGCCAUCUUCACUAAUUUUAUCAAAAAGUAUGAUGUUGAUUCUUUAAUGAACUCCUUGAUCGAAGACUAUGAUAACAAUAAGUUGCACGAAAGUGUGCCCGUUCAAAGCCAGGAAAGUGAAAUGGAAGUGAAGAAGAGAAUGGCAAAGGAAAAACAAGCAAAGCUUAUGGCUAAGUUUAAGAAACAGCAGUCUCUGUUUUUGAGGAAGAACAAGAUGAGCAAUAUUGAAACCAGUGAUACAGAACUCGAAGAAGAAGAUACCAUCGGAUGGAGUUUCCCAGAACCUCACUGUAUUCUUUGUCAGGAUACAGCCCAAAAUUCAGGCGCUUUUGGAAUUAUCUCCUAUGUGAGCAAGUCGUCAGAAUUUCGUUCGGUUCCGUUUGACGACAAGUACUGGUUUCUUAAAGCCUUCUCAGAUGGCUGUAACUUGAACGAGGAUGAAACGGAAGUAAACGAAAACAUUUUCACCAGCAACUGGAUGUCCUACAUGGAUAAGAUCAAAGAGGACAAUGUUUUGGGUCCAGGGUUUGCUCUGCGUGAACAUGUUGAUAGCAAGUUGGUAUCUCUGAGCUGUGGGCAUGGAAUGCAUUUCAGUUGUUACUUGAGUUACUUGAACAAUAACCGGAAUCGGCAAAACCAGAUCACAAGAAACUCUCCAGAUAAUCCAGACCACAAAGAGUUUUUGUGUCCUUUGUGUAAAGCCAUCAACAACAUGUUUGUACCGAUAUUGUGGACCAACAACAAGAGACUGAUGUCCGAGUUCUUGAAACCAGGACCAAUAGACAAUGGUGAUUUAUCAGUGUUCGACUCCUUGAAGCAAAUGGAGAUAUCUAGACUGCAAUAUUUCCCAGGGUUUAUGAAAGCUGCAAGAAAGAGCGUUGAAGAAUUUAGUACAUUAUCUCCAAGUGCAAAGAAGGUAAUCGAUAACAUCUUCAGUACAGACACCAAUUCGGACGAUUCCCGGGUAAAGCAGACAUUCAAUAUGCUAUUAUCCAACAUGUCUCUGGUGAUGACUUUCUUCUCAUUUCCUAACUCGUCCAAAGCAGAUGCUCCAAGUAUCUUAGUUAAUACCAUCAAGUCUUUUGAGAUUUCCUUGAGAGGUGAGUCUUCUAAUGGGUUACUUGUUCACAAGCAAUUGACCAACAAUGCAUUGAUCAACCUUAGGUCACUUGCAGAGUUUAGAAACAGUACAUUGUACAUGAAAACAAGAGACUUCCCCGAAGAGGACUCCAGAAAGUACGACGUUUACGUGGGCUUAGUCUCCAAUUUGCUUUCAUUCCACUCCAAUUCGUCAUUCAUUGAAAAAGUGUUGGAACAGGACUUUUUUGAGUUGUUAGUCAAGACUUUCCCUGUUCCUGAAGCGGGCUUUCUGUUUAAUGUGAUCUUACGGGCUACAUUUAUGGCCCAUGUCAUACAAACCAUAUAUUUGAUAUCCAAAAAUAUCUUGUCUCACAACUUUUACCAGUGUCUCGAGUAUACCAUUUUAGAUGUUCCUGUCAUAUCAACAGUGGAUGAAGAAAAAGCUCAUAUGGCAGCACAAGUAUUCAGAAGGGUCAGAAAGUACUUGAUUCCUGAUGACGACGAGGAUAUGAUUGCCAAUGAUAAUAAGUUUGGGUUCAUAUUCUAUUCAAUGCUUUUGAAAGCAUGUACACCAUUUAUACGGAGAGCUACAAUUUACACGUUUGUUUGUUGUGCUGACGAUGGCAAUUACAAUGGACUGGAGGAGAUAUUCUUGGAAGCAGAUCGAUUGUGCGAUGUUGCCGGCAUCGAUAGUGUUCAUACACUAUUACUGAAGUUCUUGUCAAGUACUGGGUCUUUUGAGCAGAAGAAAUUCAAUGCCUUCUUUGAAAAUCUCCAUGGCACUAAUGGUCGGAGUGAGGAUCACCAUGUCUCUUUGGAAUACCCCGGGCAAAUCAAGUUGAUAGACUUACCAGAAAGAUUGGACUUUUUCUUCACCAAAUUCUAUUAUUCUGACAAGUAUGACAAACCUCACACCACAAUUGAGGACCCAGCAGUUUGUUUGUUUUGUGGACAAGUUGUUGAUGUACAGAGGUGUGCCAUUGGUUCUCCUUUAGGAGAAUGCUCUGCUCACCUUUUGAAGGAAUGCCCCAAUAAUAUUGGCAUAUUUCUUCUUCCAAAAGAUAAGGCCAUUCUUCUCUUGCACAAGAAUGGAGGCUCUUUCACUGAGGCCCCAUACUUGGAUCUGCACGGCGAGCUUCCUGUCGAAAGCAAAAGAAGUAAUACUCUUUAUUUGAUGAAGCCUCGAUACAAUGGUUUGAUCCGAAAUGCUUGGUUAAACCACAACAUUCCUAAUCUCAUUGUGAGAAAACUUGAUCAUGUCAUUGAUGCUGGAGGAUGGAACACUUUAUAGUUUUACAAUCAAAUCGUGUGCAUAUAUUUCAUUAAAAUAGUCAUAAAAUUAUCUAGUCAUAAAACUACCAAGCGAAAGGAGCAAAGAAAUCUUCGUAUUCGUCUUCGCUGCUUUCCUCAUCAAGAUUUGUUUCUGCGUUUGCAAAAUUCAAAUUAUUCACACCAGUAGUUGGAGGCACAAAAACACCUUCGACAUUGGUUUGCCUUGAACCGUAUAAAGUUCUGGUCACAAAGCUGUAGAGACCUUGGUUCAACCACAGUUUAUUCAACUCAUUAUAUCGAAACUGAUUAAGAGUGGCUUUUUCGGUACUUACAGGGUUUUUGACUUCACCAUGAGCGGUAAGAUACGGUCCAGGCAUCAAUAAUGUCACUUGCCCGCCUCCAACAUGGGUCACAACUCUGAUAUUGUUCUUAGAAGGAUGGAAAAACACACAGGUGCUACUGGAGCAUUUCCUAGUGUGUUUAUAGUACCUGUUAGUAGAAAGUUGAGCCCCACAAUGGAGACAGAUAUAGUUAUCGUACGUGCCACUUCUUCCUUUCUUAUUGUGGUUAAGAAUACAUGAAAUGUAGUCUUUAGGUAAGUCGAUCAACUUAACUGUUCCCGGGAAAUCAAGAGUCAAUACGCCUGAUUCAAAGUAUUUUGGAAUUUUGGCAUUGAGGAUCACAUCAAAAGUUUUAAACUCGAAGCCUUCAUCUUUGGAGAUGAGGCCUACAAGUUCUUUCAAGGUCGGAAGUUGUAGAUUUUGACACAAGGCAUCGACGCAAUCAAGGCGUCCUUGGGCCCUUAUUUCACCUGGGAGGUCCUGAAUAUCAGGUAUACUAAUGUGGUUGUUGUCUCCUUCAUUGGUGGAAGUCAACACAUCUUUAAAGAUUAUCAACUGCUUCAAAAAUGGAACCAUACACUUCUCAACU